This is a messenger RNA of Pseudophryne corroboree (corroboree frog), 1041 nucleotides long. RefSeq names its product thiamine triphosphatase (gene THTPA). Gene Ontology annotation, biological process: dephosphorylation; thiamine diphosphate metabolic process; thiamine metabolic process. The record is from RefSeq and is a predicted model, not a curated record. NCBI's taxonomy places the organism in Eukaryota, Metazoa, Chordata, Amphibia, Anura, Myobatrachidae. Gene Ontology annotation, molecular function: thiamine triphosphate phosphatase activity; magnesium ion binding. The coding region runs from base 120 to 767 and encodes 215 amino acids. The transcript is spliced from 3 exons.
UAGCCUGACUGCCAACUGGAGCAGGGCUGGUGCAUAUUCCCUCCCCCAACAUCUGAACAAACUGCUGCAUUCUUCCAUUCCUCCUGUGAAGCGUGCUUUGGCUGCGUGUUCCCUGCAGUAUGAAUUCAGACAUGUCACAUCUAUCCGGUCCCAUCGAGGUAGAACAAAAGUUUGUCCCAGGACCAGAAAUAGAAGACAGCUUGCAUGCUCUAGGAGCAGAGCUGCUUGAAGAGGUAACAUUUCAAGACUCUUAUUAUGAUAGCACUGAUCUGCGUCUGACUUUAUGCGACAUGUGGCUACGAAGGAGGGGAGACAGGUGGGAGCUGAAACUUCCACCAGAACGCGAUGCAAGGAAUGUUAAAGGAUCUUCCACACAAUACUUGGAGCUGAGUAAUGAUGCUGAAAUUAUUCGCAGAGUGAGCGAAGAGCUGGGCGUGCAACGUCCCCUCAGCAUAGAAGCUCUUGGGCUGAAUAACUUUGCCAGCUUUGUGACACACAGACGGAGGUUCCAAUUGCCUCAUGUGGAAGGAUCAAGCACCAAAGCUGUGGUGGACCUGGAUGAGACAGAUUUUGGUUUUGCAGUAGGAGAAGUAGAGGUGCUAGUAAAUAGACAGGAGGAAGUGCAGGACGCUCUCAAGAAGGUGGAGGAGGUCUGCAAACAGUUAGGAGUGCCCAAGGGGUCACCUGUCCAGGGCAAAGUGUCAACAUUUCUUCAGCGGAAUAACACUGAACAUUACAAGCAGCUGCUAGAGGCCAAUAUCAUUUGACUGUCACUACAAGACAUUACAGUCCACGUUAGAAGUAGUCUAGUGUACACUCCAUUACCUUGUAAACAACAGAAGACACGGUUUGUGUAGUCUUCUACAAAUGACUAAGGCCUGCCAGGUAAGCUAAUUAAAAUUAAACACAGAACAUAAAUAUUGCACUGGUAUUCGUUUAGAUGCACAUAGCAUGGCUGCAAAUGUUUGUUGGUUUUAAUUGUCUUUUCUGGCUGGCAAAAUGACUGUUCUAGUUGCUAAAUAAAAGCUGUAAACCGAUGUA